AUGAUAUCGGUGUGCUGGGUCGGAGAACGUCUCGAGGGAUUCAUCAAGGCCUUGAAAUACCUGGAACAAACGUCGUCGAACAUGCUCGCCAUCACCAACCUCGCCAUCUGCAUCAACCUCGCCCUGGUCGUGAAUUCCCAUCGCACACUGUCUCGUGUCAAAAGCGUGAGCACGCCCGCGCUGGUGUUGCUCUUCUUAGCUAUCUCCGUGAUCGCAGCCGCUGCUUCGGUGCCCUUCUGGAGCAUCACGGUGGUCAGCGGGACAGCGUUUUGGGUGACCAACGCCGACAAGGCCAAGGCGGACUGGAUCAUCGUCUCGAUCAUCAUCCUCGAGUUCGUCGUCGGCAUCUGCAUGUUCGUCAUCGUGUCGUGGCUUAUGGCGUUCCGGAUGCAGGCGAUCAAGGAGUGCUGGAAAAUCCACGCCCGUAUCCGCUACUACUUCGUCCUGACCCUCAUCGCCACCGCAGUCAACCUGGCUCUCGGGAUUAGCGGGUUAAGCUACGUCUUCCGCGACAACGCGGGGUGA
Messenger RNA from Ectocarpus siliculosus, 525 nucleotides. The record is from the annotation of a GenBank genome assembly. NCBI's taxonomy places the organism in Eukaryota, Phaeophyceae, Ectocarpales, Ectocarpaceae.